UUUCUCAUAAGAUCAUGUACAUAUAAACUUGAUUUCGUGCCAUAAAGAGUUAUCAAAUCUAACGAGGUCAGUUUCAGCGAUAAAGCUAUGACAACACAUUGUAUUUCCUAUAUGAUUGCUACCAAGCAAUGAGAUAGAAUUUUAACAAUUCUGAUUAAAUCAUAAUUAACAUAGCACUAAUAAUAAACUACAAUCGUAUUACUUCCAUGUCUUAUAAAAUUAAAUUACAAAGUUUAGAAUUUACAAUCAUAUUAUUCAAUUUACAUAACGUAGUUAUACCAGUUUCACUUAGUUAUACAACACACAAAUAAAAUUUAUUUCAUCUCACAACGUUCUCAUACGAUAAAAAUACCAAAACCGAAAGUGAAAGGCAAACACCAAAACCGAAAGUGAAAGGCUUACAACCUAAUCCACAUCAAAACUGAAACCGAAAGGUUUACAACCUACUCUUCUUCUGUUUCUUGUGGGGAUGUUCAUCGUGCUCCAAACAUGUGCCCACAUUAUCUUCUUCUCCAUAUCCACUCUCACGCUCACAAUAGUUCCUACUACAAGAGCUCUCUCCAACUCUCGACAGUUGCUCGGUUAUUUGAACUAUUUGCAAUUCUUCGAUGUCCUCCACAUGCAAAAUACUUCUUCUUUGCUCUCUAUCAACUGAUGUUAGAUAAACAAACACAUCUUCAUCAUCCAAAAUAUACGAUUGCCUCUUAGGUUCCACUACCAAUGGAAUGUAACCCAAAUUGAGCCUCUUCGUAAACGGAUCUAUUCCCAUCUUCCUGCAUAUCCUCUCUUUCAACAACGAAUAAGUGAUCUCCUCCAACGACGAUGAUAUCUUAAAGGAUAUAGCAUACAAACGAGCAUCGGUUGGAAUCCAUUCAUAAUCAUCUCCAUCCUUAGAAUAAUGUCCAUCAUAAUCAAAGUGUAUGUUCGUCGAAAAUGGACACAUUGUCUGCAAUAAAAACAUUUAACCACUUAAAGUUAUACUUGUUUAUACAGUUAUACCAUUCACGUUAUACUUGGUUACACAGUUAAACCAUUAAAGUUAUACUUCGUUAUACCAUGUCACAGAGUUGUGUCAGUAACCAACCAAUUAGUGAUAAGCCAGAACGUCUAAUCUUCGAUUGAAUCGUCAUAAUUCCCGACAUUCAAUCAUUCCUUUCCGAUCCUCGAUUAGUUCAUGAAACCCAAAUGAAUAAGAAUUUUUCAAUUAAAACUAUAAAUUUGGAGUCGAGUCUUCAAUUCAAAACCAAAUUGUUAUCAGCUUUGAUUCCCGACAUUCAAUUAUACAGUUGUUGAUUAUCGAAUUCCCUAACAAACAGACCAUUCAAACUUUCCGAUCGUCGAUUAGUUCAUACAAAUACGAAAUCUUCUAUCUAAUCGGAAUCCCGUGAAUAAUGAGUUCGUCUAUGGUGGAUUCUAUACAUCGGUCUUAACGACGAUUUGAGAUACAUAUCCUGUAUAACGGAAUUAAUAGCUCGAUGAUCCAGUAUCCAAGCGAAGAGAUCGUAUUCCAAACGAAUUCACGAGAAGAUGAGUACGAGGAAAGUAUCGAGUGGGCUUCGAGUGAAUCUUGUCGGGGGGGAGGGAGGGAGGAGGAGAGGAGAGAGAGAGUGUGGAUAGUCGAUUAAUUUAUUCAUUAAAUCGGUCAGGGGUAUUUUAGAUAUUAACCACAUUCUCUAAAAGUAUGAAAACAGAUAAGAGUAUGGCAGAUCACAUGAGAGUAUGGUAGAUCACUUUUUCCCUCAUUAAGAGCACCUGAGCACUUGAAAUCAGAAAAUAUUCGAAUGGAUUAUAUAUUUAUAUACUGAAAUAUUCGAAAAUUUGAAAUACUCGAUCCGAAUCUGAACGGAUAUCUAAAUACACAGUCCUAUUGCUCCGAUUAUGGCUGGACAGAUCCAAAUCGAAACGAAUCCGACAAAAUACCAAAAUAAUCUUAUUUUACAGUAUUUUGAAUUAUAAGUUUUACCAGAACCGAACGGAACUUAUUGUAUAUCCGAAACCCAGCCCAAGCUCCGAUCUUUCUCAAUCUGCAAUUCAGCUUUUUUUUUAGAGUCGAAACCAAUAAAUUCGUUGUGGAUGAUCGAAGGGCUUUAGCUCGGCGAUAAGUUUAGAUUCUGGAAAGAUGAGUUCUUUCUCCAUCACCCGUAAGAAAACUCCAUUCCAGAAACACAGAGAAGAAGAAGAAGCCAGGAAGAAGAAGAAAGAGGAGUAUGAGACGGCUCGUCCGUAUCAGAAUUCGUGGAGUCCUUUCAAGGCGACAAUGCGACUAAGUCUUUUGAUCGAGGUGGCACCAUUAACCCCAGCGACAAGCACAAGGUUGAUUCCGAAGGGUGACACACUUCAAAGGUGGAGAACGGAGCCGUAUAUCAUGAUAACUGGUAGUGGAAGAUGGAUACCGCCACCGCGGCCUGUAACUAAGAGCCUGGAGCAUGACAAAGAGUCAACAGACACAUAUGCAGCGGGAAGAAGCAGGCGAGAGGAAGUUGAGAGGACUCUGACCGAUCCUCAAAGGGAUGAGUUCGAGGACAUGUUGCGUGCUCUAACUUUAGAAAGGAGUCAAAUAAAAGAAGCUAUAGGAUUUGCUUUAGAUAAUGCAGAUGCAGCGGAAGAGGUUGUUGAAGUUUUGACGGAGUCCCUGACCCUGAAUGAGACAUCAAUUCCGACUAAAGUUGCUAGACUCCUGCUUGUGUCUGAUAUUCUUCAUAAUAGCAGCGUACCUGUUAAAAAUGCAUCUGCAUACCGAACUAAGUUCGAGGCAGCACUGCCCGAUAUAAUGGAAAGCUUCAAUGAUCUGUACCGGAGCAUAACCGGAAGAAUUACUGCUGAGGCUCUAAAAGAACGGGUUCUCAAAGUACUGCAGGUAUGGGCAGAUUGGUUUCUGUUUUUAGACGCAUACAUAUAUGGACUACGUGCCACAUUUCUUCGAUCAGGGACCUCUGGUGUUACUUCAUUUCAUUCUCUGUGCGGUGAUGAACCUGAAAUAGAGAAGAAAGGUUCCAUUGAUAAUUUGAGCGAUAUUAUCAAUCCAGAUACUGCACUGGCAGUAGGCAAAGGCGCUGCAAGGCAAGAGCUGAUGGAUUUACCAAUUUCUGAGAUUUAGAGACGCUGCCGGCAGAAUGGACUGUCUCUUGUAGGGGGCAGAGUAGUGAUGGUCGCUCGGCUGCUAAGCCUUGAAGAUACAGAGAAACAACGCGGCUAUGAAGCAGUGGAUGAAAUUCCAAAGUAUCCGCAAGACCAUUCAAGCUGGGGAGAAGUUAAGAAUGAGUGCGAGGUUAUCAGAAACAGCUAUGCAGAGGUUCAAAUGAAAGAGCCUAUGACAAUAUCAAUCUCACAGCCUGAGCUGAAAGCCUUUGUAGAAAAAGAGAAGAAUGACCUUAUAUUGACAGCUUCAAAAUGGGCUAGAGAGGAUGACGAAACUGACGAUGUACAAAAGAAGAGCUACUCUCCAGGAAGCGACAAUACUGGUGGGGUAACUUUUAAAGUACAAAUCAAACGAAAGAAGCUUAUCAGGAUCCAACGAGGGCAACAGAAACCUGCUUUUAACUGCAGAGAAAUCAAUUGUAGAGCGCAAGGAAAAGCCUGAAGAUUCUCGAGAACCGUCUAAAAAGCGACACCGUGGGGAAACCAACAGCCAAAGUCCACCAAGGAAAUCAUCAACAAGGGAGAGAGAUCAUGACUUGGACAGAAACAGGGACAGAGGGAGACUCAGAGACAGAGGUAGGCAACAUGAUUUGAACAGGGAACGAGACCGGCUUGAAAAGAGUUCAAGCCACGAUCGAGACGAUCAUGGUAGAAGCAGAGAGAGAGACAGGGAUUGGCGCAGACGAGACUUGAGAUGAUAGUGAUUAUUGUUCCUUCACCUCAUGGUUUGUUUCUAUAUAAAAAGAUUUCAACCUGUUUUGUGUUUCAAAACCCAUAUGAUAUGUUAGAUCACAUUCUCAGACUCAGCUUAUAAUUGUGUAUUCCAGUCCCA
Molecule: messenger RNA, 3970 nt
Organism: Brassica rapa (field mustard)
Lineage: Eukaryota; Viridiplantae; Streptophyta; Magnoliopsida; Brassicales; Brassicaceae
Product: protein RRC1
Cellular component (GO): nucleus
Molecular function (GO): RNA binding
Source: RefSeq, a predicted model, not a curated record